Messenger RNA from Zingiber officinale, 2235 nucleotides. RefSeq names its product acyl-coenzyme A oxidase 2, peroxisomal-like. The record is from RefSeq and is a predicted model, not a curated record. NCBI's taxonomy places the organism in Eukaryota, Viridiplantae, Streptophyta, Magnoliopsida, Zingiberales, Zingiberaceae. The transcript has 7 exons. Gene Ontology annotation, molecular function: FAD binding; fatty acid binding; acyl-CoA oxidase activity. Gene Ontology annotation, biological process: fatty acid beta-oxidation using acyl-CoA oxidase; lipid homeostasis. Gene Ontology annotation, cellular component: peroxisome. The coding region runs from base 10 to 2112 and encodes 700 amino acids.
AACCUAAUCAUGCCUGAUCGAUCACGCUCGACCAUGGAUCGCCCCCCGCCGACGACAACGACAGCGGAAGCGUCUAACGGAGGCGAAUCCCCUGCUCUCCGCCGCCUACGCCUCCUAUCCCUCCACCUCCACGAGCCCUCUCUGACCUUGGAUCGGGGUCUGGCCAUGAUCCCUUGUUCGAGCCGCGAUCGGAGGGUGGAGGCCAGCGGGCCGGCUCUUGCUGCUUACUUGAUGAGCCCGCACAGGGACAUACAGCUGAGGGUAUUCGAAUUCUUCCGCUCUCGCCUGGAGCUGCAAACACCGGUGGAGAUCUCCACCGACGACCACCGUGACCUUUGUAUGCGACAGCUCACCGCGCUCGUCCGUGAAGCUGGUAUCCGCCCCUUCCGCUAUGUCGUCGAUGACCCCUCCGUGUACUUCGCUAUCAGUGAGGCUGUCGGAGGUAUCGACAUCUCAUUGGGCAUCAAGCUGGGCGUCCAGUACAGCCUUUGGGGAGGUUCCGUUGUGAACUUAGGAACAAAGAAGCACAAGGAUAUGUACUUCGACGGCAUUGAUAAUUUGGACUAUCCUGGUUGUUUUGCAAUGACUGAACUACACCAUGGAUCCAAUGUACAAGGCUUGCAAACGACAGCUACUUUUGAUCCUGUUACUGAUGAGUUUGUAAUCGAUACUCCAAAUGAUGGAGCUAUAAAGUGGUGGAUUGGCAAUGCUGCAAUUCACGGGAAGUUUGCGACAGUCUUUGCAAGGUUGAUUUUGCCUCUCCAGGGUAAUGGAGGAGACUCUGCGGAUAUGGGUGUUCAUGCUUUCAUUGUCCCCAUCAGAGAUCUUAAGACCCACAAAGUUCUUCCUGGAAUUGAGAUUCAUGAUUGUGGUCACAAAGUGGGUUUGAAUGGUGUAGAUAAUGGUGCUUUGCGGUUUUGUUCUGUGAGAAUACCACGGGACAAUCUACUCAACCGAUUUGGAGAUGUUUCUAGAGAUGGGAAGUACACAAGUAGCCUUCCAACUGUCAAUAAAAGAUUUGCAGCUACUCUAGGGGAGCUUGUUGGGGGUAGAGUUGGCCUGGCAUAUUCUUCUGGGGGUGUUCUGAAGAUUGCAGUUACUAUCGCUGUGAGAUACUCAUUACUCCGCCAUCAAUUUGGACCCCCUAAACAACCAGAAGUCUCCAUUCUCGAUUACCAAUCUCAGCAGCACAAGCUCAUGCCCAUGCUUGCAUCGACAUAUGCUUUUCACUUUGCGACGCUUUAUUUGGUGCAGAAGUAUUCAGAAAUGAAGAAGGCACAUGAUGAUGCUGUUGUUAGUGAUGUCCAUGCUCUCUCAGCUGGUCUGAAAGCUUACAUUACAUCCUAUACAGCUAAAUCUAUUAGCACAUGCCGUGAAGCUUGUGGCGGCCAUGGUUAUGCCGCUGUAAAUCGGUUUGGCAUUCUGCGGAAUGACCAUGAUAUAUUUCAAACAUUUGAAGGGGAUAACACAGUUCUCCUACAACAGGUGGCGGCAGACCUCUUAAAACAAUAUAAGGAGAAGUUUCAAGGAGGAACACUCUCUGUAACAUGGAACUACUUGAGAGAUUCUAUGGCUUCCUAUCUCACCCAGCCAAAUCCAGUCACAGCUAGGUGGGAAGGAGAAGAUCACUUGAGAAACCCAGUUUUUCAACUUGAUGCUUUCCGGCAUCGAACCUCUCGGCUACUACAAAGUGCUGCAACUCGACUUCACAAGCAUAACAGAUCACUAGGUGGAUUUGGUGCAUGGAACAGAUGUUUAAAUCAUCUUUUAACACUCGCCGAGUCACAUAUUGAGUCUGUCAUUCUUGCAAAGUUUAUUGAAGCAGUGCAAAGCUGUCCUGAUAAGAAAACUCAGAAGGUUCUGAAACUAGUUUGUGAUCUUUACGCAUUGGAUCGAAUUUGGAAUGACAUUGGCACUUAUAGGAAUGUUGACUAUGUGGCUCCAAAUAAAGCCAAGGCUAUUCACAAGCUGACAGAGUACCUUAGCUUCCAAGUGAGGGGAGUUGCAAGAGAGCUGGUCGAUGCAUUUGAUCUUCCAGAACUUGUGACGCGUGCACCCAUCGGAAUGCCAUCAGAAGCGUAUGCUAACUAUACACAGUACAUAGGAUUUUAGCUUUAACACUAAGAUCCCACAUGUUAUAACAAUAAUCUUCACUGCCUUUAAUGUGAAAUAAAACUAUACGGUUUAUUGUAUCAUAUCAGGCUGCAUAUUAUUAUUUCUCCUGGCUUUAGUAAA